AUUUUCUAAAAAUGUAAGUAAAACCUGUAUUUAAAAGUUAUAAAACACACGAUAUUUCCAGUUUAUGCGCUAUAAUGAUGUUUUAUGAUAUGCUUUCAGGUCAAAAACAACAACACCAAAGCAAUAUGGAAAAUUGGCAGAUAUGAUGGAGAGUAAGCAAGAUAUAGCCAACGAUUUUCACCAGCGUCCUAAAGAAGAUGUGCAGGCUUUUUGGAAAAAGGUUUGGAUUGACUGGAAGUGCUAUAUUAAACGGAAGCUAACUAGCAAUAAGAAGGAAAUGAUGAGCACAGGGGGAGGUCAAUGUCGUUUACAACGUUUAAAUCCACUUGAGGAGAAAAUUUUGCGCUUAACGGGGUUGGAAAGGAGUACAAGUGGAAUAAAGAAUACGUACGAUUAUGGCGAUAGCACACAAGACGCAGCCCGAACCUCCGAAAUAGACAUUUCGAUACAUUCAGACGAUGUGCCGUCAACCAGCAGAGCUAGCAGCCAUAACAGAGAGAGACGAUCAGAARAGGAGAGCGCUGCAUCGUUACUAAGGGAGCAACAAGAUCUGCAGAAAGAGUUUUAUGCCGGAACAAAACUUCAUUAUGAGCAAAAUGAAAGAAGCAGUGACAUAUUUACGACGAAUGAACCGCUCUCUAGAAGUGUUGGCAGACACUGCAGUAAAGCAGCUUCAAGAGCAGCACGACACAACAAAGUAGAAGAACAACUGCUAAAAGAAAAGUUGGAUAUAAAAAUGCAAAUGCUAAAAUUAGAUCCCAUCUAUAAAGAC
Molecule: messenger RNA, 772 nt
Organism: Bactrocera latifrons
Lineage: Eukaryota; Metazoa; Arthropoda; Insecta; Diptera; Tephritidae
Exons: 2
Source: RefSeq, a predicted model, not a curated record